Molecule: messenger RNA, 13089 nt
Organism: Pan troglodytes (chimpanzee)
Lineage: Eukaryota; Metazoa; Chordata; Mammalia; Primates; Hominidae
Gene: MUC3A
Product: mucin 3A, cell surface associated
Exons: 12
Coding region: 173-11902 (3909 amino acids)
Source: RefSeq, a predicted model, not a curated record
AGGGAGGAAGAGGGGAGAGGUGGGGCGGUGCAAAGGUGAGGCUGUGCUCAGCCCUGACGCUCAGCACAACCGAUAACCAGCACUUUCAUUACGUGCACGCCCCAGGGCCACGUCCCUGCCGCUGUCCUGGUCCUGAAGCCUGUUCUGCCCCAGCCCCCUGCCCGCUGGGCCCAUGCAGCUGUUGGGGCUCCUCGGCCUCCUCUGGAUGAUCAAGGCCUCCCCGUGGGCCACAGGAACUUUAUUCACGGCCACAUCCAUCUCUCAAGUGCCUUUCCCCAGGGCAGAAGCAGCCAGCGCUGUGCUCAGCAAUUCUCCACACUCCAGAGACCUGGCUGGGUGGCCACUUGGUGUCCCCCAGCUCGCCUCUCCUGCUCCUGGCCACAGGGAAAAUGCACCUAUGACACUCACUACCUCCCCCCAUGACACACUCAUCUCUGAAACAUUGCUCAACUCUCCAGUCAGUUCCAACACCUCAACCACCCCGACGUCCAAGUUUGCCUUCAAGGUUGAAACCACUCCACCCACCGUGUUGGUCUAUUCGGCCACCACUGAGUGCGUGUAUCCAACGAGCUUUAUAAUCACCAUCUCCCACCCCACCUCCAUCUGUGUGACCACGACGCAAGUGGCCUUCACCAGCUCUUACACCUCGACUCCCGUGACACAGAAGCCAGUGACCACCGUCACCAGCACUUACCCUAUGACCACUACUGAGAAAGGAACGUCAGCCAUGACAUCUUCUCCCUCUACCACCACUGCAAGGGAAACUCCCAUAGUGACAGUGACACCCUCCUCUGUGUCAGCCACAGACACAACCUUCCACACUACAAUCUCGUCUACAACUAGAACCACAGAAAGGACUCCCCUGCCCACUGGAAGCAUCCAUACAACCACGUCCCCAACCCCAGUAUUUACUACUCUCAAAACAGCAGUGACUUCCACUUCCCCCAUCACUUCUUCAAUCACUUCCACAAAUACAGUGACUUCUAUGACAACGACCGCCUCCCAGCCCACAGCCACUAAUACAUUGUCAUCACCCACUAGGACCAUUUUAUCUUCCACACUUGUCCUGAGCACAGAAACAAUCACCAGUGGUAUCACAAACACCACCCCCCUAUCCACCUUGGUGACCACACUCCCCACUACCAUCAGCAGGUCUAUACCUACAUCUGAGACCACCUACCCUACUUCUCCCACCAGCACUGUCACAGACUCCACUACCAAAAUCGCCUACUCCACAAGUAUGACAGGUACAUUGUCCACAGAGACUUCUCUCCCACCCACCUCUUCCUCUCUCCCAACCACAGAAACAGCCACGACUCCUAUGACAAACUUGGUAACCACCACCACUGAGAUCUCCUCCCACAGUACUCCCAGCUUCUCUUCAUCAACCAUCUACUCCACAGUCAGCACAUCCACAACUGCCAUCUCCUCACUUCCCCCUACCUCAGGUACUAUAGUGACUUCCACAACCAUGACCCCAUCUUCUCUGAGUACAGACAUCCCUUUCACAACACCAACAACUAUCACCCACCAUUCUGUGGGCUCUACCGGUUUCCUGACUACAGCAACAGACCUCACAUCAACAUUCACGGUUUCCAGUUCCUCAGCAAUGUCCACGAGUGUCAUUCCAUCUUCCCCCAGCAUUCAGAAUACAGAAACCUCAUCCCUUGUCAGCAUGACCUCUGCCACUACUCCCAGUGUGAGACCAACUUCUGUAAGUACACUCAGCACUCCUACAAGUUCCCUCCUGACGACCUUCCCAGCAACAUUUUCAUUUUCAUCUUCCAUGUCUGCCAGCAGUGCUGGGACCACUCACACAGAGAGUAUCUCCUCACCUCCAGCCGGCACCAGUACACUCCACACAACAGCUGAAUCCACCCUGGCACCCACUACCACCACCUCAUUCACAACUUCCACAACUAUGGAACCACCUUCAACCACUGCAGCAACUACAGGAACAGGUCAGACCACCUUCACCAGCUCUACAGCCACAUUUCCUGAGACCACCACACCGACUCCUACAACUGACAUGUCCACAGAAUCUCUCACAACAGCCAUGACUUCUCCUCCCAUCACUUCAUCAGUCACUUCCACAAAUACAGUGACUUCUAUGACAACUACGACCUCUCCUCCCACAACCACCAAUUCUUUUACAUCACUGACCAGUAUGACUCUGUCUUCUACACCUGUCCCAAGCACAGAAGUAGUCACCAGUGGCACCAUAAACACAAUCCCUCCAUCUAUCUUGGUGACCACACUCCCCACUCCAAAUGCUUCAUCUAUGACUACAUCUGAGACCACCUAUCCUAAUUCUCCGACUGGUCCUGGUACAAACUCCACGAUGGAAAUCACCUAUCCCACCGCUGUGACAGAGACAUCAUCCACUGCUACCUCUCUUCCACCCACCUCUCCCUUGGUCUCAACUGCAAAAACAGCCAAAACUCCUACCACAAACUUGGUAACCACCACCACCAAGACCACCUCACAUAGUACCACCAGCUUCACUUCUUCAACCGUCUACUCCACAGCCAGCACAUACACAACUGCCAUCACCUCAGUUCCCACUACCUUGGGUACCAUGGUAACUUCUACAUCCAUGAUCCCAUCUACUGUGAGUACAGGUAUCCCUACCUCACAACCAACAACCAUCACUCCCUCAUCCGUGGGCAUCAGUGGUUCAUUACCUAUGAUGACAGACCUCACCUCAGUGUACACAGUCUCCAGCAUGUCUGCAAGGCCAACAACUGUCAUUCCCUCAUCUCCCACUGUCCAGAAUACAGAAACCUCAAUCUCUGUUAGCAUGACGUCUGCUACCACUCCCAGUGGAGGACCAACUUUCACAAGUACUGAGAACACUCCAACAAGGUCCCUCCUGACAAGCUUUCCAAUGACACAUUCAUUCUCUUCUUCUAUGUCUGAAAGUAGUGCUGGGACCACUCACACAGAGAGUAUCUCCUCACCUCGAGGCACCACCAGUACACUCCACACAACAGUUGAAUCCACCUCAUCACUCACUACCACCACCUCAUUCACCACAUCCACAGUGAUGGAACCACCUUCAUCCACUGUAUCAACUACAGGCAGAGGUCAGACCACCUUUCCCAGCUCUACAGCCACAUUCCCUGAGACCACUACACUGACUCCUACAACUGACAUUUCUACAGUAUCUCUCACAACAGCCAUGACUUCUCCUCCCUCCAUCAGUUCUUCAAUCACUCCCACAAAUACAAUGACUUCUAUGAGAACUACGACCUAUUGGCCCACAGCCACUAAUACAUUAUCACCACUCACCAGUAGCAUUUUAUCUUCUACACCUGUCCCAAGCACAGAAAUGAUCACCAGUCAUACCACAAACACCACCCCUCUAUCCACCUUGGUGACUACACUCCUCACUACCAUCACCAGAUCUACACCUACAUCUGAGACCACCUACCCUACUUCUCCCACCAGCACUGUCUCAGACUCCACGACCGAAAUCACCUAUUCCACAAGUAUAACAGGUACAUUGUCCACCGCCACUACUCUCCCACCCACCUCUUCCUCUCUCCCAACCACAGAAACAGCCACGAUGAUUCCUACCACAACCUUGAUAACCACCACCCCUAAUACCACCUCUCAUAGUACCCCCAGCUUCACUUCUUCAACCAUCUACUCCACAGUCAGCACAUCCACAACUGCCAUCUCCUCAGCUUCCCCUACCUCAGGUACCAUGGUAACUUCCACAACCAUGACCCCAUCUUCUCUGAGUACAGACAUCCCUUCCACAACACCAACAACUAUCACCUACCCUUCUGUGGGCUCUACCGGUUUCCUGACUACAGCAACAGACCUCACAUCAACAUUCACUGUUUCCAGUUCCUCAGCAAUGUCCACAAGUGUCAUUCCAUCUUCCCCCAGCAUCCAGAAUACAGAAACCUCAUCCCUUGUCAGCAUGACCUCUGCCACCACUCCCAGUUUGAGACCAACUAUCACAAGUACUGACAGCACUCCAACAAGUUCCCUCCUGACGACCUUCCCAAGUACAUAUUCAUUUUCAUCUUCCAUGUCUGCCAGCAGUGCAGGGACCACUCACACAGAGACUAUUUCCUCACUUCCAGCCAGCACCAAUACAAUCCACACAACAGCUGAAUCCACCCUGGCACCCACUACCACCACCUCAUUCACCACAUCCACAACGAUGGAACCACCUUCAACCACUGUAGCGACUACAGGCACAGGUCAGACCACCUUCCCCAGCUCUACAGCCACAUUCCUUGAGACCACCACACUGACUCCUACAACUGACUUUUCUACAGAAUCUCUCACAACAGCCAUGACUUCUACUCCCCCCAUCACUUCUUCAAUCACUCCCACCAAUACAAUGACUUCUAUGAGAACUACGACCUCUUGGCCCACAGCCACUAAUACGUUAUCACCACUCACCAGUAGCAUUUUAUCUUCUACACCUGUCCCAAGCACAGAGGUGACCACCAGUCAUACCACAAACACCAAUCCUGUAUCCACGUUGGUGACUACACUCCCCAUUACCAUCACCAGGUCUACACUUACAUCUGAGACCGCCUACCCUAGUUCUCCCACAAGCACUGUCACAGAGUCCACAACUGAAAUCACCUAUCCCACCACUAUGACAGAGACAUCAUCUACUGCCACCUCUCUUCCACCCACCUCUUCCUUGGUCUCAACCGCAGAAACAGCCAAAACUCCUACCACAAACUUGGUAACCACCACCACCAAGACCACCUCACAUAGUACCACCAGCUUCACUUCUUCAACCAUCUACUCCACAGCCAGCACACCCACCACUGCCAUCACCUCAGUUCCCACUACCUUGGGUACCAUGGUGACUUCUACAUCCAUGAUCCCAUCUACUGUGAGUACAGGUAUCCCUACCUCACAACCAACAACUAUUACUCCCUCAUCUGUGGUCAUCAGUGGUUCAUUACCUAUGAUGACAGACCUCACCUCAGUGUACACAGUCUCCAGCAUGUCUGCAAGGCCAACAAGUGUCAUUCCUUCAUCUCCCACUGUCCAGAAUACAGAAACCUCAAUCUUUGUUAGCAUGAUGUCUGCUACCACUCCCAGUGGAGGACCAACUUUCACAAGUACUGAGAACACUCCAGCAAGGUCCCUCCUGACAAGCUUUCCAGUGACACAUUCAUUUUCCUCUUCCAUGUCUGCCAGCAGUGUAGGGACCACUCACACCCACAGUAUCUCCUCACCCCCAGCCAUCACCAGUACACUCCACACAACAGCUGAAUCCAUCCCGUCACCUACAACCACCAUGUCAUUCACAACAUUUACAAAGAUGGAAACACCUUCAUACACUGUAGCAACUACAGGCACAGGUCAGACUACAUUCACCAGUUCAACAGCCACAUCCCCUAAGACCACCACACUGACUCCUACCCCUGACAUUUCCACAGGAUCUUUCAAAACAGCCAUGAGUUCUACUCCCCCCAUCACUUCUUCAAUCACCUCCACAUAUACGGUGACUUCGAUGACAACUACCACCCCUCUAGGGCCCACAGCCACUAAUACAUUACCAUCAUUUACCAGUAGCGUUUCAUCUUCUACGCCUGUCCCAAGUACAGAAGCGAUCACCAGUGGUACCACAAACACCACCCCUCUAUCUACCUUGGUGACCACAUUCUCCAAUUCCGGCACCAGUUCUACACCUACAUCUGAGACCACCUACCCUACUUCUCUUACUAGUGCUCUCACAGAUUCCACGACCAGAACCACCUAUUCCACCAAUAUGACAGGUACAUUGUCCACUGUGACCUCUCUUCGACCCACCUCUUCCUCUCUCCCCACCACAGUAACAGCCACAGUUCCAACAACAAACUUGGUAACCACGACCACCAAGAUCGCCUCACACAGUACUCCGAGCCUCACUUCUUCAAUCGCAACCACCGAGACCCCCUCACACAGUACUCCCAGAUUCACUUCUUCAAUCACCACUACCGAGACCCCCUCACACAGUACUCCCAGAUUCACUUCUUCAAUCACCAAUACCAAGACCACCUCACACAGUACUCCCAGCUUCACUUCUUCAAUCACGACCACUGAGACCCCCUCACACAGUACUCCCAGCUUCACUUCUUCAAUCACGACCACUGAGACCACUUCACACAGUACUCCCAGCUUCACUUCUUCAAUCACUACCAACGAGACCCCCUCACAGAGUACUCCCAGCUUCACUUCGUCAAUCACCACAACAGAGACCACCCCACACAGUACACCCAGCUACACUUCUUUGCUCACCACCACCGAGACCACCUCACACAGUACUCCCAGCUUCACUUCGUCGAUCACCACCAGCGAGACCACCUCACACAGCUCUCCCAGCUUCACUUCUUCAAUCACCACCACCGAGACCACAUCCCACAAUACUCCCAGCCUCACUUCUUCAAUCACCACCACCAAGACCACCUCACACAGUACUCCCAGCUACACUUCUUUGAUCACCACAACCACCACCACCUCACACAGUACUCCCAGCUUCACUUCUUCCAUCACCACCACUGAGACCACAUCCCACAAUACUCCCAGCUUGACUUCUUCGAUCACAACCACCAAGACCACAUCCCACAGUACUCCCAGCUUCACUUCUUUGAUCACCACCGAGACCACAUCCCACAGUACUCCCAGCUUCACUUCGUUGAUCACCAUCACCGAGACCACCUCACACAGUACUCUCAGCUACACUACCUCAAUCACCACCACCGAGACCCCCUCACACAGUACUCCCAGCUUCACUUCUUCAAUCACCACCAGUGAGAACCCCUCACAGAGUACUCCAAGCUUCACUUCUUCAAUCACCACCACUGAGACCACCUCACACAGUACUCCCAGCUUCACUUCCUCAAUCACCACCUCUGAGACGCCCUCACACAGUAGUCCCAGCUUCACUUCUUCGAUCACCACCACUGAGAACGCCACACACAGUACUCCCAGCUUCACUUCUUCAAUCACCACCACCGAGACCACAUCCCACAGUACUCCCAGCUUCACUUCUUUGAUCACCACCACGGAGACCACCUCACACAGUACUCCCAGCUUCACUUCUUUGAUAACCACCUCUGAGACCCCCUCACACAGUACUCCCAGCUUCACUUCUUCGAUCACCACCACCGAGACCCCCUCAAGCAGUACUCCCAGCUUCACUUCUUCGAUCACCACCACUGACUCGAUCGUCACCACCGAGACCACAUCCCACAGUACUCCCAGCUUCACUUCUUCAAUCAGCACCACUGAGACCACAUCCCACAGUACUCCCAGCUUUACUUCUUCGAUCACCAUCACUGAGACCACCUCACACAGUACUCCCAGCUACACUACCUCAAUCACCAGCACUGAGACCCCCUCACACAGUACUCCCAGCUACACUGCCUCAAUCACCACCACUGAGAUCCCAUCACACAGUACUCCCAGCUUCACUUCUUCAAUCACCACCACCAAGACCACAUCCCACAGUACUCCUAGCUUCACUUCUUCAAUCAGGACCACUGAGACCACCUCUCAUAGUACUCCCAGCUUCACUUCUUCAAUCAUCGCCACCGAAACCACCUCACACAGUACUCCCAGCUACACUUCUUUGAUCCCCACAACCGAGAGCACUUCACACAGUACUCCCAGCUUCACUGCUUCGAUCACCACCACCGAGACCACCUCACACAAUACUCCCAGCUUCACUUCUUCGAUCACCACCACCGAGACCACAUCCCACAGUACUCCCAGCUUCACUUCUUUGAUCACCACCACAGAGACCACCUCACACAGUACUCCCAGCUUCAUUUCUUUGAUAACCACCUCUGAGACCCCCUCACACAGUACUCCCAGCUUCACUUCUUCGAUCACCACCACCGACUCGAUCGUCACCACUGAGACCACAUCCCACAGUACUCCCAGCUUCACUUCUUCGAUCACCAUCACUGAGACCACCUCACACAGUACUCUCAGCUACACUACCUCAAUCACCAGCACCAAGACCCCCUCACACAGUACUCCCAGCUACACUACCUCAAUCACCACCACUGAGAUCCCAUCACACAGUACUCCCAGCUUCACUUCUUCAAUCACCACCACCGAGACCACAUCCCACAGUACUCCCAGCUUCACUUCUUCAAUCAGGACCACUGAGACCACCUCUCAUAGUACUCCCAGCUUCACUUCUUCAAUCAGGACCACUGAGACCACCUCUCAUAGUACCCCCAGCUUCACUUCUUCAAUCAUCGCCACCGAAACCACCUCACACAGUACUCCCAGCUUCACUUCUUUGAUAACCACCUCUGAGACCCCCUCACACAGUACUCCCAGCUUCACUUCUUUGAUCACCAUCACCGAGACCCCCUCAAGCAGUAUUCCCAGCUUCACUUCUUCGAUCACCACCACCGAGUCGAUCGUCACCACCAAGACCACAUCCCACAGUACUCCCAGCUUCACUUCUUUGAUCACCACCACGGAGACCACCUCACACAGUACUCCCAGCUUCACUUCUUUGAUAACCACCUCUGAGACCCUGUCACACAGUACUCCCAGCUUCACCUCUUCGAUUACCACCACCGAGACCCCCUCAAGCAGUACUCCCAGCUUCACUUCUUUGAUCACCACCACCGAGACCACAUCCCACAGUACUCCCAGCUUCACUUCUUUGAUCACCAUCACCGAGACCACCUCACACAGUACUCCCAGCUACACUACCUCAAUCACCACCACCGAGACCCCCUCACACAGUACUCCCAGCUACACUACCUCAAUCACCACCACUGAGACCCCAUCACACAGUACUCCCAGCUUCACUUCUUCAAUCACCACCAUGGAGACCACCUCACACAGUACUCUCAGCUUCACUUCUUUGAUCACCACCACCGAGACCACCUCACACAGUGCUCCCAGCUUCACUUCUUCGGUCACCACCACCGAGACCACCUCACACAAUAGUCCCAGCUUCACUUCUUCGAUCACCACCACCGAGAGCAACUCUCACAGUACUCCCAGCUUCACUUCUUUGAUCACCACCACUGAGACCACCUCACACAGUACUCCCAGCUUCAGUUCUUCGAUCACCACCACUGAGACCCCCUUACACAGUACUCCUGGCCUCACUUCGUGGGUCACCACCACCGAGACCACCUCACACAUUACUCCUGGCCUCACUUCUUCAGUCACCACCACUGAGACUACCUCACACAGUACUCCCGGCUUCACUUCUUCAAUCACCACCACUGAGACCACCUCACAGAGUACUCCCAGCCUCAGUUCUUCAACCAUCUACUCCACAGUCAGCACAUCCACAACUGCCAUCACCUCACAUUUUACUACCUCAGAGACUGCGGUGACUCCCACACCUGUAACCUCAUCUUCUCUGAGUACAGACAUCCCGACCACAAGCCUACGAACUCUCACCCCUUCGUCUGUGGGCACCAGCACUUCAUUGACUACAACCACAGACUUUCCCUCUAUACCCACUGAUAUCAGUACCUUACCAACUCGAACACACAUCAUUUCAUCUUCUCCCUCCAUCCAAAGUACAGAAACCUCAUCCCUUGUGGUCACCACCUCUCCCACCAUGUCCACUGUGAGAAUGACCCUCAGAAUUACUGAGAACACCCCAAUCAGUUCCUUUAGCACAAGUAUUGUUGUUACACCUGAAACCCCAACACAGACCCCUCCUGUACUGACAUCAGCCACUGGGACCCAAAUAUCUCCUGCACCUACUACUGUCACCUUUGGAAGUACGGAUUCCUCCACGUCCACUCUUCGUACUCUUACUCCAUCAACAGCCUUGAGCACGAUCGUGUCAACAUCACAGGUUCCUAUUCCUAGCACACAUUCCUCCACCCUUCAAACAACUCCUUCAAUCCCCUCUUUGCAAACUUCACUCACAUCUACAAGUGAGUUCACUACAGAAUCUUUCACUAGGGGAAGUACGUCUACAAAUGCAAUCUUGACUUCUUUUAGUACCAUCAUCUGGUCCUCAACACCGACUAUUAUCAUGUCCUCUUCUCCGUCUUCUGCCAGCAUAACUCCAGUGUUCGCUACUACCAUUCAUUCUGUUCCUUCUUCACCAUACAUUUUCAGUACAGAAAAUGUGGGCUCCACUUCUAUCACAGCGUUUCCUAGUCUCUCUUCCUCUGCAACUACCAGCACUUCUCCAACCAGCUCCUCUCUGACCACAGCUCUCACUGAAAUAACCCCCUUUUCUUAUAUUUCCCUUCCCUCCACCACACCCUGUCCAGGAACUAUAACAAUUACCAUAGUCCCUGCCUCUCCCACUGAUCCAUGUGUUGAAAUGGAUCCCAGCACUGAAGCUACUUCUCCUCCCACCACCCCAUUAACAGUCUUUCCCUUUACUACCGAAAUGGUCACCUGUCCUACCUCCAUCAGUAUCCAAACUACUCUUACUACAUAUAUGGACACUUCUUCCAUGACGCCAGAAAGUGAGUCCAGCAUCACACCCAAUGCUUCCAGUUCCACUGGCACUGGGACUGUACCCACAAACACAGUUUUCACAAGUACUCGACUGCCCACCAGUGAGACCUGGCUGAGCAACAGCUCUGUGAUCCCCCCACCUCUUCCUGGCGUCUCUACCAUCCCGCUCACCAUGAAACCAAGCAGUAGCCUCCCGACCAUCCUGAGGACUUCAAGCAAGUCAACACACCCCUCCCCACCCACCACUAGAACUUCAGAGACACCAGUGGCCACUACCCAGACUCCUACCACCCUUACAUCACGCAGGACAACUCGCAUCACUUCUCAGAUGACCACACAGUCCACGUUGACCACCACUGCAGGCACCUGUGACAAUGGUGGCACCUGGAAACAGGGCCAGUGUGCUUGCCUUCCAGGGUUUUCUGGGGACCGCUGUCAGCUCCAGACCAGAUGCCAGAACGGGGGUCAGUGGGAUGGCCUCAAAUGCCAGUGCCCCAGCACCUUCUAUGGUUCCAGUUGUGAGUUUGCUGUGGAACAGGUGGAUCUAGAUGUAGUGGAGACCGAGGUGGGCAUGGAAGUGUCUGUGGAUCAGCAGUUCUCGCCAGACCUCAAUGACAACACUUCCCAGGCCUACAGGGAUUUCAACAAGACCUUCUGGAAUCAGAUGCAGAAGAUUUUUGCAGACAUGCAGGGCUUCACCUUCAAGGGUGUGGAGAUCCUGUCCCUGAGGAAUGGCAGCAUCGUGGUGGACUACCUGGUCCUGCUGGAGAUGCCCUUCAGCCCCCAGCUGGAGAGCCAGUACGAGCAGGUGAAGACCACGCUGAAGGAGGGGCUGCAGAACGCCAGCCAGGAUGCGAACAGCUGCCAGGACUCCCAGACCCUGUGUUUUAAGCCUGACUCCGUCAAGGUGAACAACAACAGCAAGACAGAGCUGACCCCGGAAGCCAUCUGCCGCCGCGCCGCUCCCACGGGCUAUGAAGAGUUCUACUUCCCCUUGGUGGAGGCCACCCGGCUCCGCUGUGUCACCAAAUGCACGUCGGGCGUGGACAACGCCAUCGACUGUCACCAGGGCCAGUGCGUUCUGGAGACGAGCGGUCCCGCGUGCCGCUGCUACUCCACCGACACGCACUGGUUCUCUGGCCCGCGUUGCGAGGUGGCCGUCCACUGGAGGGCGCUGGUCGGGGGCCUGACGGCCGGCGCCGCGCUGCUGGUGCUGCUGCUGCUGGCGCUGGGCGUCCGGGCGGUGCGCUCCGGAUGGUGGUGCGGCCAGCGCCGAGGCCGGUCCUGGGACCAGGACAGGAAAUGGUUCGAGACCUGGGAUGAGGAAGUCGUGGGCACUUUUUCAAACUGGGGUUUCGAGGACGAAGGAACAGACAAGGAUACAAAUUUCUAUGUGGCCUUGGAGAACGUGGACACCACUAUGAAGGUGCAUAUCAAGAGACCCGAGAUGACCUCCUCCUCAGUGUGAGCCCUGCGGGGCCCCUUCACCACCCCCUCCGCCCUGCCCCGGACACAAGGGUCUGCACUGCGUCCAUUUCAAGAGGUGGCCCCAGGACGCGGGCAGCCCAGGCUCCUGCUGUUCUUGGGCAAGCUGAAACUGUUCCCCCAAAUCCCAUCCUUCUCCUUCCAACUUGGCUGAAACCCACCUGGAGACGCAGUUCACGUCCAGGCUCUUCCACUGUGGAAUCUUGGGCAAGUCAGUAACGAGCCUCAGUUUCCUCACCUGCAAAACGGGUACAGCAUUCCUGUAUGAUAUCUCACGCCGUUGUUGUGUAAACCACAUAGACUUGGUCAAUUCUCGAUCCUACUCUGCCCUCCCGUCUCAGCCCUCGUGUUGCCAUUGCCUCUCUCGGAUCCUCCAAUCCUCACGUCCUUCACCUGGUCUCUGGCCCUGGUUCCUAUUUUCUCUCAAUUCCCUACUGCCUGUUUCUUACUUUGAACCUGGAGGCAGCCUGCAGCCCCAUCCCAUCUCCUGCCCUCUCCUGAUCUAACUCCCUGCUGCAUCUCUUGCUCUCAUUCCUUAGACGUCCUCCCCUUUUGACCCCGUUCCUUCAUCCAUCCUGCCCCCCAGUCCCCCAGCCCUAAAUCCUCCCUCCUCUCCUCACAUCCUGGUCCCUAGCAAGGUAUAGAUAGCCUCUGUGUCUUAGGAUACCCCAGAUGCUGUUCCCCCGGUCACCCUGUUGCCCAGUUCCCCGUUUCUCUUGCUCUCAUUCCUUGUAUCCUUUCCCCUUUUGAGCCCGUCCAUUCAUCGGUUCUGCCCCCGACUCCCCCUGACCUAAAUACCCCAGCUGCUGUUCCCCCCGUCACCCUGCUGCCCAAUUCUUUAUUCUCCACCCCUUUCUCUCACCCCUGGAGCCCUGUGGGUGGGGGCAGGGCAUGAGUUCCCCAGUCCCCAAGGAAAGGCAGCCCGCUCAGUCUCCCUCCUCCUCAUUUCCUUCGAUCCCCCUCCCUUCUUGCCUCACCACUGCCUUUUAAACCCAUCCCCUCUGAUUCCCCUCCUCCCCCUUCUCUUCCUGGUGUCACCUGGAUUCCUGCGGUAACUCUGAGCCCUUGAAAUCCUCAGUCUCCUUGGCGGGGAAGAUUGGCUUUGGGGACAGGAAGUCGGCACAUCUCCAGGUCUUCAUGUGCACAAUAUAGAGUUUAUUGUAAAAAGCA